This is a messenger RNA of Hippocampus comes (tiger tail seahorse), 2318 nucleotides long. It is a transcript of the gene rnf11a, whose product is annotated as ring finger protein 11a. Gene Ontology annotation, cellular component: ubiquitin ligase complex. NCBI's taxonomy places the organism in Eukaryota, Metazoa, Chordata, Actinopteri, Syngnathiformes, Syngnathidae. The transcript has 3 exons. Gene Ontology annotation, biological process: ubiquitin-dependent protein catabolic process. The coding region runs from base 293 to 736 and encodes 147 amino acids. Gene Ontology annotation, molecular function: ubiquitin protein ligase activity. The record is from RefSeq and is a predicted model, not a curated record.
GCGGAAGUAGUCAAAAACUCCCAGACUAUACUUCCGGUCUACAUUUUGUAAACACAAGAAUUUAGGACACGAAAAUAACUCGCCCGAGCUCUUCAAAUUAGUGUCACCAGAUAGAUUUUCCUUUGUUCGAAAACAGCGCUGAGAGUUUCUUUCGUGACGUGACGUGGAAUUUUGGCCACAAUUUUUUUGUUGUUGUUGUUGCAAAGACGCCGAAGGAAGGAGAAAACAAGCUAGUUGCGUCGUCGAGUUUGCGUGUGUGUGCGCGUAUGUCGCUCAUGCUGCUAUCACUUCGAUGGGGAACUGCCUGUUUUCUCAAGGAGCGGAUGAUUUGUCUCUGCUGAACGAGUCUGAGGUGGGCAGCCUGCCCGGAGAACCGCCGCCGCCCUACCAGGAGCGCCCGCAGCCCGUGCCCGUGUACCAUCCCACCCCCGGGGAGAGUCGCUUGGCCAGUCAGCUGAGCGAGGAGGAGCAGGUGCGCAUCGCCCAGCGUAUCGGCCUCAUCCAUCACCUGCCCAGAGGCAUCUUUGAUCCAGGCUCCAACCCCUCCGACCACAAAGUCAAAGAGUGUGUGAUCUGCAUGAUGGACUUUGAGUACGGCGACCCCAUCCGGUUCCUGCCGUGCCUGCACAUCUACCACUUGGACUGCAUCGACACCUGGCUCAUGCGCUCCUUUACCUGCCCGUCCUGCAUGGAGCCCGUGGACGCCGCUCUGCUCGCCACCUACGAAGCCAACUGAGCCCCGCCCACAAGUAAUCCCCAGGCUUGGCUCCAAGUAACUGUCUCUUGUUAGGCCAAUCUGUCCUAGCUGCUGUGCACAGGUAGCCCAGGCCGUGCGGCUUUGUGCUCAUGUUCUUGAAUUGCUUACAUGCAUAGAAAUUGUACAUUAAAGUAAUUGCUUGGAUCUGAUUGGUCGGUAAAACCUUUGAUGUUUUUUUUUGUUUGUUUGUUUCCAACGGGGCAGUGUGCCAAUUUGAACUCGAAGAAAGAAAACUACAUGUAGCAACAGAUUUUCCCAGAAAUAAUUUCACUUUAAUAUAGCCUCAAAAAUGUAUGGUAUUUAUAUUUUAGGUUUAAUUAUGCGGCAGUGAGGUGUCGCUAAUGUCACUGAACAGUCUUUGAAAUGUGCAAUACGAAACAUCAACAGAAAGACUGCAGGUACAGUAGUCAUGAUUUAAGAUUCAAGAGGAAGAGAGUUUUUCUUCAUAUCCUCCGCGGGAUGAAUUAAUUCAUGGAUUAUUAAUGCGAUAAUAGAAAAGUGUUGGAAUCACUUACACGAACAUGAAGUGUGCCGAGAUGCUUUUUUCUUUAGAACAUGCAGACCAUCCCAUGACUGUGUCAUUAUCACAGUAAAAUAAUAUUAAUAAUAAUAUGGCACCAUUUCAUUGUUUCAAUAUAUGAAAGGAGUGUCAAAAACAUUUUUUCAAAGCACAAUUCUAAUUAUAUUCUUGUAAUAUUUUUUGGAGAAUGUAAUUAGUUACUUUUUCUCUUAAUAUCACAUUUUUCUCAUAAUUUGUUUUGCACCAUGACAACUUUAAUUCCAAAUAUUACAACUUUAUUCACGCCAUAUUUCGAUUUGUAAGUGCAAAACGUUUCUUUUGUCAGAAGAUGUCAUCUUCUUGCAAUGUCUGUCAUAUCCCCCCACCCCCAUCAAAAUAGAAAUUUCUUUUUGAAGUUAAUGUGACUUAUUUCUGAAUAUUCCAACUUCAUUGUCACAACAUUACAACUUUAUUCUUACCAAAUUAUUUCAACUUUAUUUUCCCAGUUCGUUUCAGUGUGGCCCUAAUACUUCUUUAUACAAAAUGAAUUGGGUGGGUUAGUUUAUAUUGCAAAUAUUUUGUUGUUUUUUUUUUUUGAAUAUAAAUCUUCACAUGUAGUUUUCUUAUAGAGGGCUAUGAGUUAAGGAAUAUGCUCCUUUUUUAUGAUGUUUGACUGUUUAGUUGAUGGCCUUCAUACUGCAAGUGAUGCAUUUCCAUCAAGCUCUUGUUUGUAUGCUUGUUGCCAGCAGUAGAGUUGAAUGUAUCUAUCAGCAACUAACAAGUGACGUUUUCAGUUAGCCCAAGCUGCUGUGCCUUGUAAGGUUGAAGGAAGUGAAGUACAAUCAUGUCGAUGGUGUUCUUCCAAUUUGUAGUCGUCCACUAGGGAGAGCCAGACACCAGCACACUUGUCAUUUGCGUCACUUGUUAGGUUUUUCUUUUCUUUUCUUUUCUUUCCCACCCUGCUGCCUGCUGCUGCUCAGUCAUCUGUGUUAAUUUAUGUGCAAUCCACGAAUGUGUAGGAAAAGUUAUCUAACCAUCAUUAAAGCAUAGAAUGUUUCAAAC